AUGAACUCAAAUAAACCUGAACUUGUUAUCAUUGAUGACUACUGCAACGACAAUCUACUCCAGAAGAAUCUGUUUUCUCACUACUUUACUCGUGGCCGCCAUUUCAAAUUGACUACCAUUUUCCUUAGUCAUAGCUACUUUGCCACUGACAAGAGGAUUAGAUUGAAUGCAGAGUAUGUAUCUAUUCUAAAAACUAAUUCCAAGCGUGAUUUGGUCAUGGUUGUGAAGGACUUCAAUAUACCGGGAGUUGAUGAACGUAGUAUCGUAUACUACUACAACAAAGCCACGGAACGUAAAGGUCAGAUGUUAUUUGUGGAUUCGGUUAAAGGUCAGCUUCGGUACAACUUCGAUCGCAUAUAG
Messenger RNA from Phytophthora nicotianae INRA-310, 360 nucleotides. RefSeq lists its product as hypothetical. The record is from RefSeq and is a predicted model, not a curated record. The transcript has a single exon. Lineage: Eukaryota; Oomycota; Peronosporomycetes; Peronosporales; Peronosporaceae. Bases 1 to 360 code for a protein of 119 amino acids.